GUGACCAACCUCCAUGAUCUCCAGCAAGCGAGUGACGUCUUUUCAGCGCGACAUUCCACACAGGACAUGAGGUUUGAGCUUCUACUUCUCUGUCUCCAGCUGCUGUGGUUACAAUCUCAUGAGGGACAGAUGCUAAAAUGUUUCUGAUCCCCCUGCAUCAAGCCAGGACAACGGAUUGGCCAUGUGGGAGCUGGGUGCGAAGGCAAUCUAAAGGGGCCAUUUACACCUCACAGCACUACACAAACAAAAAUAGCUAUAUGGCCUCCCGGUUUAAUACUGGAACCGAAUUGUGGAACACCAAUUGUUCUAGAACAGGUUCCACCCAUCUCCCACACUUUCAUCACCAUACUCUCAUGACAUCUUGACCUGGUACAGACAGUAAAACUAGCCAGGCUCAACCACUACACAUCAUGGAACAAAAUAAUGGACUAGAUUCCAAAAGUACUAAUCCACUGAAGAUCUGUCCUGCCUCUCACACACACAUAAAAAAUACUAGUUAUACAGACUUUGUGGUAUAUUUCCUUUAAUCCAUCCAGACCAAGUAUUUCCAAAUUCCACUACUACAUGUUCUAUGGGUGUUGUAGUGAAUGAUCAGAUCAUCAAAUGGGACCACCUUACUGGGUACAUGACCUUGAAGGGUACUGAGACCUUAUUUACCAGUCGCACUUGCUGUCAUGAAACUCAUAACUAUGUUGUUUGUACAUGUAACACCUUACAACCUUUUUCUCCUAAUGACACUAAGCUCAUAAAUGUUCAGUCAUUGCAUGGCCUUUCUGACGCAGUCCAGGUGUCACAUGCUCAGUGGUGUGUCAUCAGUGAGAUGAAUUCCUUCACUUAUGGAGGACUGACGUGUCCUGCCAAUCACUCCUUUUGCUUGGAGGUAAUAGAGGACUUUUCUAAGGGUCAGAUCAACAUCCUAGGGAGGAUACCACUGGACACUGAAAUUUCCCCUUGGUGGGAUGACACGUUCUACGAGCACAGUGCACAAGCUGUGGCGGACACAAUGGACUUGACACAAAGAAUCAUCUUGCAGAUGGAAUAUCACCUCACCCAGGCACAGAUAGAGACAAACCUGGCCAAAAAGACUGCACAAAUCCUUUCGAGUUCAUCAACACGCACAGCACUGUAUGCCUACACAUGGUGGGACUGGAUAUUUCAGGGAUGUGCAAUUGACAGUGCCCUCAUCUUCACAUUCACACUGUUCCAGUGUUGCUACUUCAGAUGCCUCAUCAGAAACUUAUGGACAUCGACCGACACGGCACUGGCUCUUAGCCCGUUGCAACUGCACACACUUCAGCGACUGAGAUAAAAAAAAAUUAAAAAACUAAGACACAAUGACCCCACAGGGACUCUUCUGGAAGUGUCCCCGGGGGCCAAGCGGAAGAAACUGUGAGGCUAGCACCAGGAUGUCUACGCCCAAAAGGUGUCACUUCCGGUAAAAGUCAAAGAACACACCCUACUUAGUAAAACGCAAAUCUCACUCACAUCUGCUCCCUCGCUCACCUCAGGUCACUUCAGAGUCGCCAAAAACUAAGUUAUGACACAUCCUGUUCUGUAAUGUAAAAGGUUUUCUGAUCAAACAUGUUUGGUAUCAUUCAAGAGGUCUCAGUGCAACUGGUAAAAUGGUCUCAUUCCCUUUCAGCAAAGUCAAAUCACAAGUAAGAUUUAAGAACUUUGUAAAAAACUGUAUUCUAUCAGGGACAUGCCCCCCUCCCAGAUCUCUCACAGGAACAAUAUGCUGUAUGCAGAUUAGGUGCAUUCUUUGUAAACAUCAAACAAUCUACUCAAUUACAAGUGUCAAAGGUCUACUUACAACCCCCUAAAUUGUAAACCAAAUCCUGAAUAACAUCAAACACACACAUCUGAAAUAACAAUAGAAUUGUUUGGUACUUAAGGAGAGAUGGCAAAGGAAUCAGGGAGUCUGUAGUCAGAUAUCCCACGUUUAUCACUGCAUGUCAUUUUCUAUUGCCAGGUAUGUUUCUUUGACAUGUCUUUUAUUUUUAGGAAUGUUUGUAUAUUCUGAUCAUGUGUGAAAUUGGCUUUGAUUGAUUUUGUAACUUAUUCCUGGAAAAUAAAUUGUUACUUUUUGAUUUA
Molecule: messenger RNA, 2094 nt
Organism: Myxocyprinus asiaticus (Chinese sucker)
Lineage: Eukaryota; Metazoa; Chordata; Actinopteri; Cypriniformes; Catostomidae
Exons: 2
Coding region: 572-1309 (245 amino acids)
Source: RefSeq, a predicted model, not a curated record